Messenger RNA from Erigeron canadensis, 1711 nucleotides. RefSeq names its product putative UPF0481 protein At3g02645. The transcript has a single exon. Bases 118 to 1503 code for a protein of 461 amino acids. The record is from RefSeq and is a predicted model, not a curated record. NCBI's taxonomy places the organism in Eukaryota, Viridiplantae, Streptophyta, Magnoliopsida, Asterales, Asteraceae.
CAUAUCAAAAGAAACCAACUAAAGCAAAGGUAUCCCGGCCACCAGCAACUUUUCUUGUCUUUCAUAGAUUGUUAAUUUCAAAAGAUUUAAAAGAGCUUAAUUAGCAUCAUUUCAAUAAUGGCAAAUGUUGAUCUGGAAUAUGGACGUGUUCCUAAUGAAGAAGUAGAUGAGCCAGCUUUUCAAACCCUUCUUCGGCGUGUAAAGAGUGGAAAGAAAAGUGUUGAAAAACGCCCGUCUAUUUGUACGGUUCCUAGCGUCCUUAGAAACCUUAGCCAAAAGUCAUUCACACCACGGGUGGUUUCUAUAGGACCUCUACAUAAAGAAAGUAAAAAUCUUCAAGAAUCCGAAGGUCUAAAAGAUUCUUAUUUACAUGACCUGUUGUCUCGUUCACAUCCUUCUCGGACACUAGAAGAGCAACUAAAAGAAUGUUUGGAAGCAGUGAAUCAUAUGAUGAAAGAUAUCAGGUCGUGUUAUGACGACGUCGUGAUGAACAAAAAGUAUAAAGACACCGACUUAGCCAAUAUGAUGGUUUUGGAUGGUGGUUUUAUACUUGAAUUUUGCUACAAAUUACAAGAUAAUAAAGAAGCGACAAUGUUAAGCAAGAUACAAAUCAGUUGUAUUGCUAUUGACUUAAUGUUGCUAGAAAACCAAAUUCCGUUCUUUGUUCUUGAAGCUAUUUUCAACCGCACGACCCAUCCGAAAAAUAUUUCACUUACGUGCCUUGUUCGAAAGAUUUUAGGAAGCUACAUUCAUCCUUUUUCUUUUUCACUAGAGAAAGAAGUCAGUGACGAUGAUUCAGUUGAUUCAUCACAACAUGUUCAUGUUCUUGACUGUGUACACAAAAUUUACAAAAUCAAGCCGUCAUCAGAAACGGUUGUAAAUAUCAAGUGUCAAACAUCAGAAAAGGAUGGAGAUUGUGAGACAUCAUUGAAUUACAAUCACUCUGUUGUGGAACUGGACAGGUCUGGGGUGAACUUCAAGCCGCAUAAACAAAACGAGAUGUCAAUGGCCAUGAAUGUUAUCAAAUCUCGUUCGUGUUAUCAUUUAUCGCCGUGGAGCAAAAGAACACUAGUAAUGCCAACACUUGUUAUUCAAGAAUUUACUGAGGUAAUUUUGAGGAAUUUUAUUGCAUAUGAGCAAUUUUCACCUAAAGUGAACUACUAUUUCACAUCGUAUGCAUCCGCUAUGGACAUGCUUAUUGAUUGUGAAGCGGAUGUUGGUAAGUUGGUUGAGUCAAAAGUCAUUGUCAACAAUCUUGGUUCGAACAAAGAAGUGGCAAGAGUGAUCAACGGCAUAUGCGUAAACAUAGAAAUCGAACGUUUUUGUUACUCUGAAGCGAUUAAAGAAUUGGAUAAGUACUACAAUUCAUACUGGCCGAAACAUUUUGCAUAUUUUAAACGGACGUAUUUCAAUAAUCCUUGGAGUGUGAUCGCUUUCUUUGCAGGAUUCAUCGUGUUUGGUCUUGCUGUUCUUCAGGCCGUCUUGAGGAUCAUUGACAGAUGAUUUACAUGAUGAUUGCUUAGUAGUUAGUACUGUACGAAUUGUAUGUAGUAACCAACGGUGGGAUUUCAAUAAUGAUAAUCUGUAUCUUUUACUUUUAUUAUUGUUGGCCCCAAGCCUUCAAGUCAUCCACAUGUGUAAUGUGUUGUAUUAUUAUAAAUUUAUAAUUACGAUAUAUAUAAUAAUAAAAUGUUGUAUGCUAGACCUCCAA